GUAGGACCUGCCAGUCAGCAGGUCACGAGCACCGACCUCGUCAGACCGACAAGCGAAGCGUCACCACUCGGUCUCACGUGUCAGUCUGGCAACGGACGCCUCACGUCUCUGAAUUAUUUCAAACUUACCCGACGAAAGAGAAAGAAUGUGAAUAACGUGAAAACGCCACAACGCUACCAUCUAUCAUGAAAAUCCAUCAAGAAGUAUCGUCUGAAGCGCGCAUUUGAGAACCAACGCUCGCAACAGCCGUCUGUGUUACCAUGGCAGCUAACACGGGAAGACGCGUCUCCCAGCAACACGUCCUCCUCUUAGUCCUCCUGAAAGCGUGCCUGCUGGGGGGGAGAGUCCUCGGCGCUUCCUCCUCCUCCUCCUUCUUCUUCAGCACGGAGUCCCCAGAGAACCCUGACUACAUCGAAUACCACGACUACGAGGACUCCCCCCACUGCGAGCCACUGGAAGCAGAGGAGUGCCAGGGCCUCGGCUACGACACCACGCUCUUCCCGAACCUCCUCAAUCACAGGUCUCAGGACGCGGCGCUGGAGGAACUCAAGGAGCUCAUCCCUCUGAUUGAGGUUGAAUGUUCAGAAGUUCUACGGGAGUUCCUGUGUUCACUGUACAUGCCGGUGUGCACAAAUUACGGCUUCCACUUGCCUCCGUGCCGGGCCCUUUGCAGGCAGGCAAGGGAGGAGUGCGAGCAGGCGAUGCUCUCCGAUGGACUCAAGUGGCCUGAUAAAUUUGACUGCACGAGAUAUCCCGAACACCACGAGCUCAUGUGCGUCUUGUCCCUCAACCACAGUAAGUCCGCGGAGAGAUCCGUGUGCCGAGCGGGCGAGUGUGUCUGUGAAUACCCGAGAACUUGGGGCCCGUACGGGUGUGAGGAAACACAGAUCCUGGGCGGCCAGUGCACCAAUGACAACCAGUGCUCGACCGUCACGCCCAACGCCGUGUGUCGCGACAACAAGUGUGCUUGCAUCAGCCCGCUCACCAGCUACAUGAACCUUGCUUGCAUUCACGCGAGCGGCGUCGGGUCCCUGUGCUACAAUGACGCGCAGUGCAGGGCCGUCAACACGUACUCCUUCUGCCGGUUCCUCGUGUCACAGGUCGUCGGGACGUGUGCUUGUGACCCCGACCAGUUUAUUGACAUCCAUGGGCGUUGUGCUCCUAGGCUGGGUGGCCGCUGCAAGAGAGGAACCUGCUCCAGGAAACUCGGGGUCGCCUCCUGCCAGCGCGGAAGGGAGUCGGUCCUCAAGUGCUUCUGUCGCAAGAAGGCGGUGCAGCGCAGGGGCGUCUGCGUCCUGCGAUGAGUGCCGGCGUUUGGUGUAGAUUAAGGGCGUGUUUGGGUGUGUGGUUGGCUGGUUUGGAUUUGGUGGUUGGUGUGGUUUGUGCUUGGGCGUUGAUUGUGGAAGUAGUUUUAGGUGGCGUGUUUUUUCAAAGAAAUGUGUUUAUGUGCGUUUACAUACACAUACACACACACACACACACACACACACCAUAUAUGUAUGUGUGUGUGUGUGUAUGUGUAUGUGUGUGUGUGUGUGUGUGUGUGUGUGUGUGUGUGUGUGUUGCAUUAGCAGCCUCCAACAAAGGGGUCAGAACUGUAUUAUAAACUAUUUAUCUUCAGUAUUAUAUUCCAUAAUUUUCGAAACUCUGCAAUAUGAUAUUUCAAAGUUUUGUUCUUAUAUUUCAAUUAGUCAGUAUAUUGCAUGAUACACGAUGAAAGAAAAAAAAAUAAACAAAAGGAAAUUUUGUCCGAGUGAAAGCAGAUAUAGAUAUAAUUUAUCCCAUUUCAAAAAUUAAUAAAAGUGUUACUGUAUUAAAUGUACUGAAACGAGGUCAAAAUUAUUAAACUAAAAAAAAAUAUAUAUAAAUUACAUAUCCGUUAUAUUGAGAAUUCACCGGAGAUAUACAUCUACUGAAAGUGUUUAACUCACAAUAGUACUUACAAAGUGUUACGCCA
Penaeus indicus is the source of this 1957-nucleotide messenger RNA. RefSeq names its product secreted frizzled-related protein 2-like. The record is from RefSeq and is a predicted model, not a curated record. Gene Ontology annotation, biological process: canonical Wnt signaling pathway; non-canonical Wnt signaling pathway. The coding region runs from base 261 to 1304 and encodes 347 amino acids. Gene Ontology annotation, cellular component: plasma membrane. NCBI's taxonomy places the organism in Eukaryota, Metazoa, Arthropoda, Malacostraca, Decapoda, Penaeidae. The transcript has 10 exons. Gene Ontology annotation, molecular function: Wnt receptor activity; Wnt-protein binding.